ACCGCCCCCUCUGCUGUGAGUGACAGCUGUGUCUCCUCGGUCCCGUUAUCCGGUCAUGGAGUCUGUCCGUUCUCAGCGGUUGCAGCCGGGGGUCGGGCCCGGGAUGGCUGCCGGCACCCUGCGCUCUCUGCGGCCGGGCGUGACCGGGAGCUCGUUCCCCUCACCUCCGGCCUCGGCUCCUCUGCCCCCGCUAGGCCUGGGGGUCCCGGGGAGUGCGGGGAGCCCGGCCGUGCUGCGGGAGGCUGUGGAGGCGGUGGUGCGGAGCUUCGCCAAGCACACCCAGGGCUACGGGCGAGUGAACGUGGUGGAGGCGCUGCAGGAGUUCUGGCAGAUGAAGCAGACGCGGGGGGCGGAGCUGAAGAAUGGCGCUCUGGUGGUGUAUGAGAUGGUGCCGUCUAAUAGUCCGCCAUACGUCUGCUACGUCACCCUCCCCGGGGGCAGCUGCUUCGGGAGCUUCCAGUUCUGUCCGACUAAAGCUGAAGCGAGGAGAAGCGCGGCGAAGAUCGCCCUCAUGAACUCCGUCUUCAACGAGCAUCCGUCCCGCAGGAUCACAGACGAGUUCAUCGAGAAGAGCGUCUGCGAGGCCCUGGCCACCUUCAACGGAAACCGCGAAGAAGCCGAUAACCCCAACACCGGGAUAGGAGCCUUCCGCUUCAUGCUGGAGUCCAACAAGGGCAAGUCCAUGUUAGAAUUUCAGGAGCUGAUGACGGUCUUUCAGCUCUUGCACUGGAAUGGCAGCCUGAAGGCGAUGAGGGAACGUCAGUGCUCCCGCCAGGAAGUGUUGGCUCACUACUCUCAUCGGGCAUUGGAUGAUGACAUGAGGAACCAGAUGGCCAUGGACUGGGUGAACCGUGAACAGGACAGCCCCAGCAUCCUCACCAGAGAACUCGCGGCCACCGAGAGACAGCUGGAUGAGGCGCGGCUCGCCGGGAAGGAGCUACGCUACCACAAGGAGAAGAAGGAUAUCCUGAUGCUGGCAGCCGGGCAGUUGGGGAACAUCCACACCUCCAACUGCUAGGCCGGGGCUGCAGGCUCUGCCCCCUGUGAUUGGCAUUGGUAGGAAGGAGGCAGUGGGCAUCUACCGGAACUUACAGUGUACAAUGCUCUGGAUACCUCUCUGGCGCCACCUAGUGCACACAGAGCAGAAUAGAGGGUGAUACCCUGACCUGAAAUCUGCUGUUAGGACUGACACCCCCUCCCCUCCAAUAGUGCCAAAGAUAGAUGCUGUACAGUAAGUACGGUGCCCCCUUAAUGGUAACUGAACUCCCUAAGUUCCCAUGGGUGAAAUAGAAGAAAAUGCAGUCUUAUAGUAUUAGGGAUAUCUGUCGACUAUCCUCCGGCCAGUUCAGCGAGGGGUCCGUCCUGAUGACCGGUUCUUUGGACAGGACCUGCACACAGAUGCCCAGCGAGGUACCGGGAGCCGUACACUGUAACUUCUUCCUGAUACGGUAUUAACGGGAUGCGGAACAAGAGACGUGUGCUAAUGUUCAGGACUGCGACAGCCGUUGCGCUGAUUCUGCCCCCGUCUCUUCCCGCCGCUGUUGCACCUUUGCACAUGUUCUUUGUACACGCGCCUGUGAGUUAUACUCCGCGCUCCGUAUGUGUUGUACCUGUCUUUUAUAUAGUCUAUAUUUUGAUAGCUGCGUUGCGCCGCGAUUCUUGGCUCCGCCUCGACGCUCUACUGCAGCCUGUAAUAACGGGAACUGCCAGGAUUUUUUUUUUUUUUUUUUUACAUUCGUAGUUUUCUAAUUUUUUUACGUCUAGCGUUUUGUAACCAGGGGGUGAAUGUGGCGAGAGGAGGGAAACCUACCAAAAAAAAUAAAAAAAAUCCAUGUAGCAGCACAGGAAGUAAACUCUGUGGCCCAGCGGGGGCGGGGCCGAGCGCUGGAGAGCUCCUCCCAGGCUUAGGAGAAAUUAGCAUUGUGUUUUAUAAUACGGUUCCUGCAGUGAAGAGUGUGUAAUAUAAAAGGGGCAGAUGGCUAGCCUCGGAACCUACACAUUAGACAACCCCAAUUCCAAAAAUUUGGGGAGCAGCACCACAUAUCAAAAAAGUUUGGACACAGGCUGGAAAAGUAAGUGGUGCUGAUGACGAACAGGCGGAGGAGUGUUUUACAACUUGGUCACAUGCUUGGGUAUAUACACAGCCCCGUACCAGAGGCCGGCUGAUGAGCUGGACGGGCCUUCUCCUCUUUAGUCCUCAGGACGGAACGUCCUUGGUUUCCAAGGAGAAUUUUAAGUUUGGGUUCAUCUGACUCCAGAACCGUUUUCCAUUUUGCCUCAGUCCAUGCUAGAGACGACGGCAGUAUUUCGGGAUCCUGAUCACACGUGGCUUCUUCUGUGAAUGAUACGGUUUUUAACUUGCAUUUGUGGAUUGCCUGGCGAACUGUGUGCACAGGCAGGGAUGUCUGGAAGUGUUCCUGAGCCCGUGAUCGGGAAAGCCGCGUUUUAGCUCUGAUCUCUUUGAAGAAACCCAGUGUAUCACAGCUGUAGUUCUUAUGAUCAAUCCUAUUACACCAGCCGUACUGCUUGGUAGGGUUGAUCAUGCUGAUUAAAAUGUUACCUUUCUUUCGUCUGUAUGCUGAAUGGCUGCAGAAAUAUCAGCAUUUUUACUCAUAUGCAAAUGAGAAGAUUGGAGCACCAGAGGGUGGGAGCAGCGCUUUUGUAACAUCACUUGUGCUCUGCUCACUCCUCCUUCCCCCUUAACUUACAAGGCUAGACAUCAGCAUGCUGAGGGCAGAGCUGUGUCCUAGCACCUACAUAUCACAUACACCACUUACUGUAGCAUUAUCACAUUGAGAAGAGUGGAUUUCUAUACUUAGAAAGCUAAUACAAUGUAUGACUAUGAUGAAACCAGUAAUGUGUUAGCUUUCUAAGUAUAGCAAAACCAUCAUUCUCUGUGGUAAGGGGUCAGCCUUGCAUUUAGAGAUCCUAAGUUCAAAUCCCAGGUUAGACAUGUAUGUUUUUUGUUUUUUCUCUCUCUUAUUUAACUCAUAAUAAAAGGCUAUAGCCUUAAUAUAUUGUGUUUUUUGAAUACUUAGAAAUCUAAAACAUGGAUAAAACUGGAUUAAUCAUAGGCACAAUAUAUGAUUAUAAAGAAACCGGAAAUAUUUAUUAGAUUAUGGGGAAAAAAAACCAUUAUUCUCUAUAUCAGUGUUUCCCAACCAGUGUGCCUCCAGCUGUUGCAAAACUACAACUCCCAGCAUGCCCGCACAGCCUACAGGUAUCAGCCUACAGAAGGGCAUUGUGGGAGUAGUAGUUCUACAACAGCUGGAGGCACACUGAUUGGGAAACACUGCUCUAUAUGAUGAGGAUAAUGGCUUAUUAUAGGUUAAAUGAAAGCGGAAAAAAAACUCUAAAAAGUCUCUCCAAAAGAUUCAAACCUGGGAUCUGUACAGGCAAGGCUGACCACUUACCGCCAGGCUACAGACUUUUAUGCUGAAGACUGUGGUUUUUCUAUCCUUAGAAAGCUAACACACAUUACUGGUUUUAUUAUAAUCAUAUAUUGUGCCUGUAAAAACCAGUAAUGUGUAGAUUAGCUUUCUAAGCAUAGAAAUCCUCUCUUCUCAUGGUCAGGCUACUGUAAGUAGUGUAUCUGAUAUGUACAUGCUGGGUCACAGCUCUGCCCUCAGCAGGGAGCAAAAAAAUGAAAAUUUCUCCAGGGCCCAAGGAGUUGGGGGCCACUGAGCGGAGAGUCCAGCACUGACUGUUGGCCGUGUCCCAGCUUCUCUGGAUCUUUUGAUGAUCUGUACUGUAGGUGGGGGGAUGUUCACGGUGACGCUCCACCGUCUCUGCCUCUGGGAGUCUCUGCUCUUUAUGCGCAGUCAUGUGCCUUGUAAAUUGCUCCGCCGGCGUUUUUUUAUUUUCACCACUUGCUUUCCUUACCCCCCGUCUGACAUUUUUAGAGAAUUGGGGUUGUAGUUUCCACUGUGGGUUGGACGUCCCAUAAGCACAAAUCUGGGCAGAAGGCAGAGCAGCAGAUGUAUCCAAGGAUGACACUAGAAUGUAAUCCACCAAGCUCGAGGUGGCGGUAUACGACCUGCUCAGGUGCCAGUCAGGGGACUCCUCGGGGGUGGGGCUUGCUCUUCGCCUUCUGACUGACCAGUAAUCGCUCUGUAGUUGGGCUGUGAGGGGUCAGGCAGGUCCUCGGAUGACUUACCAGUAUAUGAAGCAAUAACUCCGCCCGCAGCGCCUCCUGUGACGUGAGAAUGAACACUACAGUAUUAUCAUGUAUACGUGACCUUUUUAUAUCUUUCUGUACUCUUUAUUACUACCUAUAACUAGGUCUCCACGACUGGUACCGGACCAAUACCCUGUGUUUUAUAUCCACACUCCGCAGUUCUUUAUAUGGCGGUAUACACAAAUAAAAACGGAUUUCCAAGAAA
This is a messenger RNA of Bufo gargarizans (Asiatic toad), 4382 nucleotides long. RefSeq names its product limb and CNS expressed 1 like (gene LIX1L). Lineage: Eukaryota; Metazoa; Chordata; Amphibia; Anura; Bufonidae. Gene Ontology annotation, biological process: autophagosome maturation. The record is from RefSeq and is a predicted model, not a curated record. The coding region runs from base 56 to 1018 and encodes 320 amino acids. Gene Ontology annotation, cellular component: cytoplasm. The transcript is spliced from 6 exons.